Molecule: messenger RNA, 809 nt
Organism: Erigeron canadensis
Lineage: Eukaryota; Viridiplantae; Streptophyta; Magnoliopsida; Asterales; Asteraceae
Exons: 1
Coding region: 130-600 (156 amino acids)
Source: RefSeq, a predicted model, not a curated record
AAAAAAAAAAUCAAUAAACUCACACCUUACAUUUUGCACUCCAUCCUUUCCCUCAUUUUCCUUCUACUCUAAGUUCAUCAAAUAUAAUAAAUUCCGGCCAACCCUUUGAGCCGGCCGGAGACAAUAAUCAUGAACUCAUCAUGUAUGUCGACAUGUAUCGCAGACGAUGCCCGUGUCCCGGUUCGCGCUACAUACGUUAACUUAUACAAAUGGCCAGACUCUGACCGAGAAUUCGUCCGGUCAGUAAGUAAAAACAGCAAUGGUGAGAAUGGAGAUAGCCACGGUCACCCUCGAGUUGUCGAUAGUAUCUCAUGCAGACAGUUAUAUCUUAAAAGCUAUACUUUUUCGAGAAAAGAAAGCUUGAAUGAGAGAACUAAGAAAUGUAUUGGAAGAGUUAAAGAAAAAGCGAGUAGUAGUGUGCAUGGGAAACAAAGGAAGUCGUCGUCUUCGGAGAAUAGUGAAGGUCGUAAUGAUCAACGACGGAGACGGAAGAAGUGUACGGCGGUUAUGAAUAAGGCGAAAGAGGCGUCUUAUGCUGCCUUGGCUUCUAUCUUUCGUAGGUUGCUAUCUUGCACUACUAAGAUUGAUGUUGUGGAUUAAUUGAUUGAGUACGUUUUGAUCAAAUCAAUCAAAUGCGCGCAUGAAGAUCCAUCAUAUCGAUAUGCACGUUUUUGUUUUUGUUUCGUGUCCAAGGUUUGAUUAUAUAUAUACAUAUAUAUUGUUUUUUUCCCUGUUAUUUAUGUUUUAGUAAUGUUAAUAUCAUAAAAGAUAGUUCAAUUCCGAGCUUAAUAAGUACUUAAGCUUAAUUA